Cinara cedri is the source of this 1698-nucleotide messenger RNA. The record is from the annotation of a GenBank genome assembly. Lineage: Eukaryota; Metazoa; Arthropoda; Insecta; Hemiptera; Aphididae.
GGUUGCUGUAGUUAGCAGUAACAACUACUAAAAAUCGAUUAUUAAUCUACGAGAUGGGGUAACCGUAUCGUUUAUUCCGAGUAGCCAUUGCAGGUAAUACCGACGAGAACCGUUUGUUUUAUUAGCGAUAUAAACCGUGUUUUUCAUCGUCCGGUUUUAUUAAUAGCGCUUAUCGUUGUUUAACAUAAUUUUCACAAUAACGUUUAUCACGCUUUUAUUUUAAAACGUUACACAUUUACGCUGGCAGUGCCACAGAGUAAAUAUCAUAGGCCAUACGAUCUAAGGUACAUGUACAUAUAAAUAUUAUUUAAUCCAUGGCAGUGUUUUAAAAAUAAAUAUCCCUACGUGGGUAUAUUGAUAACAUUAUAUUUAAUUAUUAUCAGUUUUUAUAAACAUAAUAUAUUAUUAUUUUAAGUAAUUUAAUUGUUAAUUGUUGAAGUUGUUUAAAAUUGUUGUUUGUAAGUUUGUUAUAAGACGUGUUCACUGUUUAUAGUCAAUUAUUUUAAAUAAAAUGCCGAGAAGUAAAAAGUUGUCGACUUUAGCGUUAGCUGAAGGUUUACCAAGUAUUCCUACAAAUGAAGAUAGGUAUAUUUUAAUAUUUUUUUUAUUGUAUUUAGUUUCUCUCCUUUUGUAUUUUCAUACAAAUUUCAGGAAUGUAAAUACUGAUGCAUUCAGCAAUAGAGAUUUACCGUUGCAAUAUCCUUACCAAAACACCAAUAAUGAAUGUAAUAUAGGUAUGUUAAUCAUAUUAUGUCUCAAUAUUUUAAUUAAUUAGAACUUUAUAAAUAUAAUAAGAUAUUAUAGUAAAAAUAUAUAAUAUUUAUAAUGUUUAGGUACCUAUUAUAUUUUUAAUUUUUUUUUAGAAAAAUCCUACGACUUGCGCCCUAUACCAAACUUCAUGUCAUUAUCAGCACAUGUGAUACAAGACCCAGAACAAUUUGAAUAUUGUAAAUGUUUGAUCUGUACAAAGAACAAUGUUCUAAAAAGUUGUCCAUCAAAUUGGCUAUAUAAGAAUGUGCUUGCAGAGACAGGACUUAAGUUUAAAUUACCGUUUGUUGAUAUAUGUAAAACAUGUGAUGAAUACAAGAUUAAAUCAAAACAUUCUAAUGGUGAAGAGUUCCAGCUUUUAAGUACCAUGAAUCAAAAUCACAAAAAUAUGGUAGAUGUAGCAUAUAGAGCAAAACAAGAAGAUAAAAAAAAUAUUGAGUACAAUUCCUAUUCUUAAAGUAAUCGUUUUUGAUUUCCAGCAAUGUCUGCUCACCCUAAAUUUGAAAACAAAUGUAAUUUUCUAUAAACGCCACCUUUGGACAUAUAUUGAAACCAUACGAGAUAUCGGACUCAAAGACACAUAUGUUAUAUGUUAUAUGUAACAUGAAGGGUUGGCUGGACGUGGAUCAAACCAAAUUGCUUCAAUUUCAUAUUAAUAUGUUUUAGAAAAAAUACAUAAUUCAAUUACUCAUUUGAUAAAAUAUUGUGGCACGUGUGCUGGACAAAAUCGUGACAUAAAUUUAGCCAUUAUGUUUAUGUUAGCAAUUCAAAAUCAUCCAUCUUUGGAGAUAAUUGAUAUUAGUCAAAAAUCUAUUAAUAUACCCGAUGAUGAAUUUUUAAUUCGAAAACUGUUGUAUUCACUUAUCUUAAUACUCUUUAACACAUUUAUUAAUUCAUUUUUUUUUUAUACAUUUAUUUACAAGUAUUAAC